AUGUCCAAUUUACAGGCCAUGGUGUCUGAGCCUCCAGACAUGUUACCUACUUCUCUGUCUAGGCAGGCAAUGCCAGCAACACAAAGCUUAGCCGACUCCACUCCUCUUGAGGUUUGGGCUAUCAUUCUGUGCAAGGUAUACUCUGACUCUCCCACUGAUUUGUUUGCGAAGGAGGGUAGUUGACAGAAUCUACAGCUUCCACGCUCCGAUCAACUCAAUCUACGAACUGUGUGCAGGAAAUGGAACACCUGUAUUACGCCCCACCUGUACACGACAAUGUAUUUGGGCGAUAAUAUCAGCAAGGACACACUCAAUAAAGCAGUCAAGGAUAUAUUCAGAAAUUUAGCCAACGACAUAUCCAUUAGCUGUCUUGGGAACAGAACUGGUCCAGCUUCUGUUCAAAAUUCGAUUCAAAAAGGUUUCCAGGCUUACACCAAGUGCCUCGUUAUAAUUCAUCCUCUCAAAGUUACCUCAUGGAAUGCGUUGAUCAAACUGAUUUCCAGAUGCGCCAAACUGAAUGAAAUUAAGUGAGUUGGCGGCCCCUUCCCUGAAUAGUUGUCAGCAUCAAUUGACUUAGUUUUGUUUCUUUCUAGAUACUGGUACAUAGGCGAACUAAACUCUAAAUUGUCGAGCAGUAUGGCUCCUUUCCCAAAAGCCCUUGUCAACGGGAUAAGAACCUGGAAACGAAAUGUAUUAUUGCAAUCGUCUGAAACGGUUGAUAUGCAGGAAGACCUGUCCAGCAGUCUUGCUCUAGCUCCCUAUAUCAGCAAGGCUCGGAUCAAACUCAACCCCGAGAACGUUACAAAUCAUAAAGAAUUUCUUCUUGCGACUUCAAGGCUCAAAAAACUGACUGUUCUGGUCCACGGCGAUCUAGGCGUAGCGACUGAUUUGCGACUACCACACCCCCUCGAAAGCAUCGUAAUUGUUGCGAAUGACUGGUUCUUUUACUCGGAAACCAAUAUCCAAAUAUGGAACUUUGGUCAGCUGAAGAACUUGACCCUCUUCACCACUCAUCCCGUUCUGAGCAACCUCCUCCAACACACAUCAGGUGGCCAAUUUCCUUUACUGGAUGCUCUUCUAGUUUAUGUGUCGGACACUCCUGAACCCCCCAAUGCUAGAUCAUUGUUUCCUGGCUUGCAACAUACCCGUGACCGACUAGCUUCUUUUAUCAUUUCUUUGCCCAAACUCACUAGGCUCAAACUGGAUGAUUUUGAGCCAAAAACAAUGGUAGAAGCAAUCGUGUCAAAAAAUGGCAGCCCUAUCAAAUUCCUACGCUUUGGCGAACUUUCUCCUCAGGUGGCGCCCGAGGAGAUUGAACGAAUUGGUAAGGCAUGCCCUGAGAUGCAGUUUAUAAGUGUUAACGCAUCAUACAACGAGGUACUCAAAAGACAUGUGGCAUACAUUUUCUCCCAGAGACAUCUAGUAAACACCUGCUAAUCCAUCUGUCUAUCUUUCUAGCGAAUCCAAAUCGUCAAAGCAUUGGGCUGUUUCAAGGGAUUGACAGAGGCACAAAUCACUCUUAACGGGUUCUAUUCUGGAGAUGACUGGUAUCAUGUUCAUAUUCACGAAACUAUUGAAGCUGCAGGGGUUAGCAAUAAGCGAAUGGCGCACUCUGCUCGUCUGUACAAAACCGGAAAAGCAUUUCGAGCCCUCAUGAUCAGCCAACCAUUUCAGCGUGAGCGCAAAGACAAUGAUAAAGAGAUGUCUGGACGGGGUUGGUGGGAAGAGCCUGAUGAUAUAUAUCUCGACGAUGGGUUCACUGUGCAGAAGGCAACUUCUUGCUUUUGGGGGGGUGGUUCUCACCAGAUGUUUCGAACGGGGAAUCUGGAAGAUAAUUGCAGCGGGGUUUUUGAGGACGGGGACCGUUACUACACGCUCUUGGGGCAUUAA
Molecule: messenger RNA, 1890 nt
Organism: Hymenoscyphus albidus
Lineage: Eukaryota; Fungi; Ascomycota; Leotiomycetes; Helotiales; Helotiaceae
Source: the annotation of a GenBank genome assembly